CCUUUGUCUCGAUUAAAUAUUGCAACGAACGGACGUGUGUUAUUCCUGCAACCCUUAGUCGGACACCCCUUCACCCCUAUUUCUCAGUGGCGACGAGCAGUUCGGACCGUUUAGUGCGUGUUCUGUGCGUGUGGUAAAAAAAAAAAAAAAAAAAACAAUGUCAAUAGGCAAAAUAGGCGAGUUUAAAGUCGCGUCGGACAAUUGGCGGUUGUAUGUAGAACGACUUGAACAGUAUUUCUUGUGUAACAACAUUAAAGCCGAGUUGCAAGUGGCUACGUUAGUGACCGUGAUUGGCGCCGAGUGUUAUGAACUCCUAGUCAACUUAUGCACGCCGGAUAAACCUACUUCAAAAACAUUCGCCGACUUAACUGCUAUUUUAGAAAAGCAUUUGCAACCAAAACCCAGUGUACUGGCAGAACGUUAUAAAUUUAGGCAUAGAAAACAGGGAGAUAGUGAGUCGAUGUCUAAUUACGUGGCAGUUUUGAGAAGAAUGUCUAAAACGUGUGACUUUGGGACGGGGCUCCAAGACAGUUUAAGGGAUCAGUUUGUAUGCGGAAUUCACAGCGAGACCAUUCGACAAAGGCUUUUUGCAGAGGAUAACCUAGAUUUCACUAAAGCUUUUAAUCUGGCAGUCAGUAUGGAAGCGGCUGAGAAGGACGCCGCUAUGGUCGAGGGGUCACAGAAGCCUGCUAGCGAGGGGACAAGUGCGUUGGCGUCUUGUCAAGCGAUAGCGGCGAGUUCGUCACGUCGUAUUAAGGGCGAGGCGACGCGUGGAGCAUGGCGGCCGCGGGGCGCAGAGCGAGGCGCCAGCGCUGGGCGUGGGGCCCGCGCCAGCGGUUGGCAGGUGGCGACGGCGCCGUCGGCGGGAAAAGGACGUGAUGCACACUGUAAGGCUUGCGGCGGGACGCACGGCACAGAAACCUGUCGGUUCGCCCGCUAUGUAUGCAAGGUGUGCAACAAGCAGGGACACUUGCAGCGGGUGUGUCCAUUAAUGGCAGAUACUCACAGCGUGGAAGUUACCAAUAUAACCAGUCAGCGGGAAACAUAUAGUGAGGACAGUGACAUGAGUGACGAGGUAAUUAUUAUACAUGUUAAUAACUUAAAGGCAGCGGAUUACAAACCCAUUUUUAUGAAAAUGAAUGUGCAGGGUAUUGACCUCGACAUGGAAUGUGAUACAGGCAGUGCGAUUUCAUGCGUCAGCAAAAAAGUUUACGAACAAUUGUUUUCGCAGUUAAUACUUUAUAGUAGUAAUGUUAGAUUACGUUAUUUCACGGGAGAACUUGUAAAGCCGGUGGGUGUAGUAAAACCACUUGUAAAAUAUAAAGAUAAGCAGGAAUAUUUGGAGAUGUAUGUAAUUGAAAAUGGUAAAUCCAUGUUGAUAGGCAGACAAUGGCUGGCGGAAUUAAAUAUACCCAUACCUACGCCAUGCAGGCCUUGCAAUGUUAAUAGAACCGAGGUAGAUGAAAAUGAGUUUAACCUGGCGGAUUUUAGUUCCAGAUUUUGUGACGUGUUCGCGGAUGGUUUGGGGCGGUUCACCGGCGGUCGCGUGAGCAUCCACCUGCGGGAAGGGGCGCGGCCGGUGUUCCUGCGCGCGCGGCCCCUGGCGUACGCGCUGCGCACGCCGGUGGAGCGCGCGCUGGAGCAACUGGUGCGCGACGGUGUGCUCACCCCCGUUGACCGCUCGGACUGGGCUACACCCAUUGUCCCGGUAGUAAAGAAGGACGGUAAUGUAAGAAUUUGCGCUGAUUACAAACUAACUUUAAAUAGAAUGCUAGAAGUCGAUCGAUAUCCGUUACCUAGGGUAGACGAUUUGUUAGCACGCCUGUAUGGCGGAAAGCGAUUUAGUAAGAUCGAUUUAUCGCAGGCCUACGCGCAAUUUGAGCUAGACGAUUCUCGAAAAUACACCGUGAUUAAUACUCAUAAGGGCUUAUUUCGAUAUAAUCGUCUUGUGUAUGGAUUGUCCUCGAGCCCGGGUAUAUUUCAGAGACGGUUGGAACAAAUGUUUGCGGACUUACCACACGUAGGCGUAUUCCUUGACGACGUGAUUAUCACGGGCAGCAACACAGAAUCGCACAUUGACAAUUUAGUUAAGGUUUUCGAGCGGUUGCAAGCCUAUGGGUUGCGCGUAAAAAAAGAGAAAUGCGCUUUCUUUGCUAAAUCGAUUAAUUAUCUAGGGCACGUUAUUAGUGAAGAUGGUAUACAUACUUGCCCAGAAAAAGUAAAGGCCAUCGAGGCCGCGCCGGCGCCACGUAAUGUAUCCGAAUUGAGGGCCUUUAUAGGAAUGGUAAUGUAUUACGCGAAGUUCGUCGGUAAUGUCAGUAGUAUAAUGGCACCCUUGUAUAAUUUAUUAAAAAGUGGAGUUAAGUUCGUGUGGGAUAGGGAAUGUCAGGCGGCUUUUAAACAAAUCAAGAGGGCGCUCGGGUCGAGUCAAGUGCUAACGCAUUAUUCAGAAGAAUUGCCCCUGAUUUUGACUUGCGAUGCAUCUGGAGUGGGGGUUGCCUCGGUGAUAUCGCACGUCACGGAGCACGGUGAGCGACCCGUGGCAUAUGCCUCGCGCACGCUCACAGCGGCGGAGCGUGCGUACGCACAAAUAGACCGGGAGGCACUAGCAAUUGUCUACGGAAUUCCCAAGGAUAGGUUAGUGAGUAGGGUAAUCGCGUACGCGCAAUCAGGAUGGCCGGCUAGCUGUCCCGACGAAGAGAUAGAGCCUUACUUUAUAAGGCGACACGAGUUGUAUGUUGACCGCGGGUGCUUGAUGUGGGGAUAUCGUAUGACUAUACCUACUUCGCUGCGUGAAAAGGCAUUUUCACCCGCGUACCACCCGGCGUCCAAUGGAGCUGCAGAACAAGCAGUAAAGUUGUGUAAACGGGCGAUAAAGAAAUCGUUUAGGGACGGGCUAGAUGUAGACGUCGCCUUACAAACUUACUUGCUAGCAUAUAGGAAUAGCGUUCAUAGUACCACAGGAGAAACCCCAGCGAUGCUUCUACAGAAACGGAAUUUAAACUCGAGGUUAGACUUAUUACGUAGUGCUCGUGGGCUGGAAGACCGGGUCCGUGACGCGCAGCGCCACCAGGUGCAGGCCGCUCAGAGCGCGACCGCGGAGCGAAACUUGGUAACGGGAGAUACCGUUUGGGCGCGUAAUUAUACUGGUGCCGAUAAAUGGAUCAAAGGUACUGUUGUAGGCAAGGAGGGUUCACGUCGGUAUACCCUGGAUAGCGGAGACGGGAGACUUCUAGUUAGACAUGUAGACCAAAUCAGGCGCAGAUCAUCAGCUUUGUCGAGCAUUCCGUGUCCUACGGACCGGGGGGCCAACGGGGAUGAGCAGGCUGAACAAUUAGAGAGAGACGAGGUACAACCUGGUGGUUCGGUGGAUCGGGGUGAGGUAGAGACAGAGACAGUAAGGGGGGAGGUAGUACCUAAUAAAACGUCAGAUGUAGACGUUACAGCUAAUCCUUCCCCACAUCCUCGUCCACCAGCGCGAUCGCCGAUGACGCUGAGGCCGUUGCCAAGUCGUAGACUUAGACUAGAGAUAGAUUAG
Molecule: messenger RNA, 3538 nt
Organism: Cydia strobilella
Lineage: Eukaryota; Metazoa; Arthropoda; Insecta; Lepidoptera; Tortricidae
Exons: 3
Coding region: 158-3538 (1126 amino acids)
Molecular function (GO): nucleic acid binding
Source: RefSeq, a predicted model, not a curated record